UAUUUCAUUUUGGGUUAAAAUAGCCGAGUUAUAUACUUGGACACACGUGUCAGACAUGGGUAUCCGAGUACAAGUAACACAGUCCAAGAGUGCCCAUAUAAUAGAGUACUCUAACUAGAAGAUUGCAACAUUAUUAGAGCAGGGCUAGUGAAUGAUAAAGUCUUUGUUAUUCACUCAGCAUUGAAGAAACAAAAAAAAAAAAGAAGUGAGAAAUUUCAAUGGGUAAUAGAAGAUGGAUUUUUACUCUUAUGAUAAUCUUGGGGUUAAAUUUUGUGUUUAACAUUAGACAAUCUAUUGCUUUGAAAAACUACCAUACUAGUUUGCUCAACCGUACUUCCUUUCCUCAAAAAUUCAUUUUCGGCGUUGCUUCUUCAGCUUACCAGUAUGAAGGUGCAGCGAAGGAGGAUGGUAAAGGUCCUAGCAUAUGGGAUACCUAUGUUCAUAAAUAUCCAGGUAAAAUCGUGGAUGGUAGCAAUGGCGAUGUUGCUACAGAUUCUUACCAUCGAUACAAAGAAGAUGUGAAGCUCAUAAAAGAAAUGGGAUUAGAUGCUUUCAGAUUUUCAAUUUCGUGGUCCAGGUUACUGCCAAAAGGAAAGCUAAGUGGAGGAAUCAAUCAGAAAGGAAUCAGAUACUACAACAAUCUCAUCAAUGAGUUACUCAAAAAUGGUAUAAAGCCCUUCGUGACCCUAUUUCACAGUGAUCUUCCUCAAGCUCUAGAAGAUUAUUAUGGAGGAUUCUUAAGUAGAAAUAUAAUAAAUGAUUUUAGAGACUAUGCAGAGCUAUGCUACAGAAAAUUCGGCGACAGAGUUAAGUAUUGGACUACACUGAAUGAACCACUGUAUUAUGACUUAACUGGCUAUGCAGUAGGAUAUGGACCACCAGGUCGAUGUUCGAAAUGGCAGAAUCUCAAUUGCUCUGCCGGUGAUUCCGGAACUGAGCCUUACGUUGUGGCUCACAACCUACUUCUUGCUCAUGCUGCUGCUGCCAAGCUGUACAAGCAAAAAUAUCAGGCAUCUCAAAAGGGAAAGAUUGGCAUUGUUUUGGCAACAAAUUGGUAUGUACCAUUAUCAAAUUCUAUACAAGACCGCGAUGCUACUCAACGAGCACUCGACUUUACAAUUGGGUGGUUCAUGGAACCUCUUACAACAGGAAAUUAUCCACACAGCAUGAGUUCUUUAGUCAAGGAUCGAUUGCCAAAGUUCACGAAAGAGCAGUCAAAGAUGAUAAAAGGGUCUUUUGAUUUUCUAGGAUUGAAUUAUUACACUGCUUCGUAUGUAGCGAAUGCUCCUCCAAUGUCUUUCAAUGGCUCAAUAACGAGAUUCAGCUACCUUUCAGAUUGCAUUGGUACCUAUUCAAAUGAACGUCAUGGAGUUCCCAUUGGUCCAAAGGGUGCUACAAACGGGUUUUACAGUUAUCCAAGAGGGCUACGGGAUCUUCUGCUUUACAUGAAAGACAAGUACAACUCACAAGAGAUAUAUAUCACCGAAAAUGGAAUUGGUGAGCAGAAUAAUUCCUCAUUAUCACUUAAAGAAGCCCUAGCUGACACGAUACGGAUAGACUACCACUACCAUCAUUUGCAUUACUUAAGAGAAGCAAUUCAAAAUGGUGUUGAUGUAAGGGGAUACUUUGCUUGGUCACUGCUGGACAAUUUUGAAUGGAAUUUUGGUUAUACAAUCAGAUACGGGAUCAAUUAUGUCGAUUUUCAGAACGGGUUGAAGAGGUAUCCUAAAAGCUCUGCCUUGUGGUUCAAAAAAUUUCUGCGGAAAUGAGAUCAUCUUAGCUAUAUGUUCAUCUGUAGUUUUCCUAGUGUAUUUUUAACUUAUGAAUUGGGUAUUGUUUCAAAUUUUAACAGUUAUAGCUAUUGACUGUACACUUGCCUGAUAAUCUGAAUUCCGACAGCAUGCAAUUACAAGAAUAAGCAUUCAUAGUAAGAGUUGAAUAA
Messenger RNA from Chenopodium quinoa (quinoa), 1942 nucleotides. RefSeq names its product beta-glucosidase 13-like. Bases 219 to 1769 code for a protein of 516 amino acids. Gene Ontology annotation, molecular function: beta-glucosidase activity. The transcript has 13 exons. Lineage: Eukaryota; Viridiplantae; Streptophyta; Magnoliopsida; Caryophyllales; Amaranthaceae. The record is from RefSeq and is a predicted model, not a curated record. Gene Ontology annotation, biological process: carbohydrate metabolic process.